Molecule: messenger RNA, 1857 nt
Organism: Adineta ricciae
Lineage: Eukaryota; Metazoa; Rotifera; Eurotatoria; Adinetida; Adinetidae
Source: the annotation of a GenBank genome assembly
AUGGCCUCUGAUCGUGAUGUGUUUGAAUGUGUUUGGCUUGAUAACACUGCUGAUGCAACUGAAGAAAAUAAAGAUAUUCAAAAGAAACUUCGUCUUAUCAUUGAACAUUUACGUUUAUUUGAUAAAAUUGAAACAUGCGAAACAUAUCUUCGAAAUGCGACAAAAGCAUCAAUUAUUUUAAUCGUCUCUGGUUCGUUUGGUCGACAAUUAAUUCCGAAAAUUCAUGACCUUCCACAAUUAAUUGUCUUUUAUGUAUUUUGUCAAAAUAAGAAAAGUAACAAAGAAUGGGCAAACAAAUAUAAUAAAUUAAGCACUGUUUGUACAGAUAGUUCCGAAUUAAUCAGUUGUGUUUCAAAAGAUCAAAGCACUCGAACAGGUUUAGAGGAAAAUCCAUUGAUAUCUGUUAUCAGUUCGACAGGUGACACAAUGGAAUCUCGAAAUGCUAACUUUCUCUGGUUUCAAUUAUUUAUCGAAAUUCUUCUACGAAUGCAUCACAAAGUUAGUGAUCGACAAGAAAUGAUUAGUAUUUGCAAGAGAAACUAUACGAAUGACACAAAAGCUUUACAAAUGAUCGAUGAAUUCGAAAAAGAUUAUUCUUUAAAUAAAGUUAUCUGGUGGUAUACUCGUGAUACAUGUUUUUAUAGAAUAAUAAAUAAAGCAUUACGUGAUCAAGACUUUGAUAUGUUAUUUGUUUUUCGUACAUUUAUUACAGAUAUUGCGAAACAAAUUCAACAAGGUUAUGAAUGUUUCAUUCGAACAAAUGGAAGUCGACAGAAAAUAUUCGUCUAUCGAGGACAAAUGACAAGUAUGGCGGAGUUGAAUUUAAUGCAAAAUAAUCUCAAUGGAUUUUUAUCGAUGAAUUCGUUUUUAUCGACAAGUCGUGAUCGUUCGAUUGCAUUGACAUUUACUCAUCGUCAUUCGUCAUCUUAUCGAGGACGAAAUCGUUUACAACCAAUAUUAUUUGAAAUUGAAAUCGACCCAAAAUUACGAACAAAAGCGUUCGCUGAUAUCAGUAAGCAAAGUGACUUUCAAGGAGAAUAUGAAAUAUUGAUUAUGCUUGGUGCUUUAUUUUGUAUUCAAAAAGUAUUUGAAGAUAAAAACGACAACGUAUGGAUCGUACAAGCGAGUUUAGCAAGCGAUGAUGAUUAUCAUUUGAAAGAAUUAUUUUCUCAUAUGAAAAAGAAAAUUGGUGAUGACACUGAUCUUGAUACUCUUGGAAGACUUUUAAUACGAAUGGAUGAAAAUGAACAUGCUAGAAAGUGUUAUCAACGGAUGUUAAAAGAAACACAACUAACUUUAGGCAAUGCUCAAUUAGGACUUGGAUGGGCUUCAUUGAGGUGUCAUGAUUAUCAACAAGGUCUUGAGCAUUUUCAACAAGCAUUAGAUAUACGACAACGUCUGCUAGGUGAAGAUCAUCCAGAUGUUGCCGAAGUAUUCAGUUUUCUCGGUGAAACUUAUCGAAUUAUGCACGAUUAUGACCAAGCUCUAAUAUAUUUAAUUCAAGCAAUGACUAUUGAAGAAAAAACACUUUCAUCGAGUUCUCUUAAUCUAGCAGCCACAUAUGAUACAUUGGGUACAGUCUAUGCAAAGUUAGAACAAUAUGAUCUUGCUUUAAAAUAUUAUGAAAAAGUUUUAAACAUUCGUCAGACAGUUUUACCAUCAGAUCAUCCUCAAUUGGCGGCAAUUAACCGUAAUCUCGGAUGGUUAUUCGAAGAACAGGGAGAACAUUCGAAAGCUUUGAAAUAUUAUCAGAAAUCAUUAGAUAUUGCACGACGAACAUUAUCUAUUAAGCAUGGACUCGUCACUGGCGCACAAGACAGUAUUCAACGAUUAAAAGCGAAAAUGAAACAGUCAUGA